Molecule: messenger RNA, 1807 nt
Organism: Sinocyclocheilus anshuiensis
Lineage: Eukaryota; Metazoa; Chordata; Actinopteri; Cypriniformes; Cyprinidae
Product: prolyl 4-hydroxylase subunit alpha-2-like
Exons: 13
Coding region: 1-1521 (506 amino acids)
Biological process (GO): peptidyl-proline hydroxylation to 4-hydroxy-L-proline
Cellular component (GO): endoplasmic reticulum
Molecular function (GO): protein binding; iron ion binding; L-ascorbic acid binding
Source: RefSeq, a predicted model, not a curated record
AUGACAGACCUGAUAUUUGCAGAGAGGGAGCUUGUCCAAUCCCUGAAAGAAUACAUUGAAGCAGAAGAGUUGAAACUCGAAGCUGUGAAGAGCUGGGCUAAUAAACUGGAUAUGUUGACCCAUGCAUCCACGUCGGACCCUGAAGGCUUCCUGGCUCACCCGGUGAACGCCUACAAGCUGAUGAAGAGACUCAACACCGAGUGGUCCGAGUUAGAGAGUCUGGUGCUGCAGGACCCGUCAGAUGGCUUCAUAUCAAACAUGUCUGUGCACAGACAGAAUUUCCCUGAUGAGGAGGACGAGAAGGGAGCAGCCAAAGCGCUCAUGCGUCUUCAGGACACGUAUAAACUGGACUCGGAAAGUUUCUCCAAAGGCAAACUGCCAGGGGUGCGCUACAACGCUCAGCUGACAGUGGAUGACUGCUUUGACAUGGGGAAACUGGCCUACAAUGAGAAUGACUACUAUCACUCAGUGCUGUGGAUGCAGCAGGCGCUCAGACAGAUGGACUCGGGAGAAGACGCCAAGACGCCCAAAGCUGAUAUUUUAGAUUAUCUGAGUUACUCCGUCUAUCAGAUGGGUGACCUGUCACGAGCUAUCGAACUCACCCGACGCUUGGUGGCCAUCGAUCCCAGCCACCAGAGGGCAGAAGGAAACCUGCGCUACUUUGAGCGGCUGCUCUCUAAGGAGCUGAGGGACUUGGGUCGGAGCCAGCAGGAGCCUGCGGACGAGAGGCCCAUUCAGCUGGACACUUAUGAGCGGCCCAAAGACUACCUGCCCGAGAGAGAGGUGUACGAGGCCCUCUGCAGGGGAGAGGGAGUCAAAAUGACUUCAAAGAGACGUAGCAGACUGUUGUGCCGUUAUCAGGAUGGCAACAGGAACCCACGUCUGCUGCUCAAGCCAAUGAAGGAGGAGGAUGAGUGGGACAGUCCUCAUAUCGUUCGCUUUCUGGAGGCCCUCUCUGAUGAAGAGAUAAAGAAGAUCAAGGAGCUGGCCAAACCCAAGCUUGCAAGAGCCACAGUCAGAGACCCAAACACAGGUGUUCUGACGGUCGCCCAUUACAGAGUUUCCAAAAGCGCGUGGUUAGAAGAGGAAGAUGAUCCAGUGAUCGCUCGGGUCAAUCAGAGAAUAGAGGACGUCACUGGAUUAUCUGUAAACACCGCAGAACUUCUACAGGUGGCUAACUAUGGCGUUGGAGGUCAAUAUGAACCACAUUAUGAUUUCUCAAGGCGUCCUUUUGACGGCAACCUCAAGGUUGAUGGAAAUAGACUUGCCACCUAUCUGAACUACAUGAGUGAUGUUGAGGCUGGUGGGGCGACGGUUUUCCCUGAUUUCGGUGCUGCUUUUUGGCCUAGAAAGGGAACAGCUGUGUUCUGGUACAACCUCUUUAAAAGCGGAGAAGGAGACUACAGAACCAGACAUGCGGCCUGCCCUGUUCUAGUCGGCAGUAAAUGGGUUUCAAACAAAUGGAUCCAUGAGAGAGGACAAGAGUUCAGACGCCCAUGUGGCCUGACUGAAGAGGACUGAUCCUGAGCUCGGUUCCAGCUGCAGUUCUGCAAACACGGACACAAUCAGACACUCCAGAUUCCUCAGGAACGCACAUGAGUUCCAGUCAGGCAGGCUGGGGUUUGUGGGCCAUUUCUCUUUUAUUGAGUGUUUUCAUUCACCUCUUCCUUAACAUUUCUUGGCAGAUUAAACCGGAGUAUCGUGUCAUGACAGAAAUCCCAUCGUGUUUAUGUAAUGCAUAAAUUAUUGUCCUGUUCUUCAAUGUUUAUUUUAGAUUCUUAUAUGGUUUGCAAUAAAAACGUCGGAA